AGACCAGUGUGACUUGCAUGAAAAGAGCAAUGUCAAUUUAGCCCCUACAUUAAAAGAGCAGCAGCCAAAUUGUCAAUUCAUCUUGCUUGGGUGAUCCUCUUUCCUUGGGAUUGUGUGUGUCAAAGGUCCCUUACAUCAGAUGGGGCAAACUCUAACGAAAGGCAAGAUCAAGAGCAAGAGAAAGCCAAAGUUUGAUUCAAAGGAGGAAUAUUUCAUUAAAAAUGGCGGUAUUUUGUUGGAAAAACAAUUUGCUUUGAGCCAAGGCCACCAUAAGGGAGUUGGGCAACUGAAGAUUUUCUCGAGCAAGGAUAUUGAAAAGGCUACAAACAACUAUAACCCUAAUUAUUUGUCUGGCACUGAUGGUAAUAAAUAUAUCCUUUAUAGAGCAACCAUCGAUGAUCGUGCUGUAGCAAUCAAAGCCCCAUUUGAGCCAGAACCAAAGCCCGAAUUGAGAGAUCUUUCUUUGACUGCAGCCUCAACAGUGAUGGUGAUGAAUCAUGACAAUAUGAUAAAACUGUAUGGUUGUUGCCUUGAGACUUUUGUACCAAUACUAGUUUAUGAAUUUCCACCUUGUGCAAACCUCUUUGAUCAUUUACAUACUAAUAUAGCAUCUAACAAACGUGUUAUAACAUGGAUCGAUCAUUUGCGGGUUGCAACUGGUACAGCCUAUGCCCUAUCUUAUAUGCACACUGCCUUGCCAAAGCCAGUGGUGCACAGAAAUGUGAAAUCAUUGAGUAUAUUUUUUGAUGAUUCAUUCCGUGCCAUAUUAACAAACUUUGGCUACUCAGUGUCCAUUACUCCAGGGGAGAAUACCAAGGGAUGGCCUGUCAAAGGAACACCGGGAUAUCUUGAUCCCGAAUAUGUAGAGACUCGGGAGGUGACAGAUAAAUGUGAUGUAUAUAGUUUUGGGGUUUUAUUGUUGGAGCUGCUAACCAGAAGGCCACCCUGUGUUAUGGCCGAAAAUGGGAUUGACUUGGUAAGCGUGUUUGUUUCUAUGGUGGAAAAAAAUUGUAUGAUGGAGAUCAUAGACAGUGAGGUCUUGGUACAAGCGAGUAGGGAUGAUAUUCAAAGGGUUGCACAACUUGUAUUGAAAUGUGUUGCAAAGGAAGGAGUACAAAGACCGACAAUGGUUGAAGUAGUUAGAGAGCUUUGGCUGAUGCAAGAUCAAAGCAUUGAGUAAACAAAAGGAUGGCACUCUAAAGUCUCCUUUGACUAAUUAAUGAUGUAUGUUUUGUUUUAUUUUAUUCAAUGUAGUAUAUACUACAGUACCCAGUUCGUACAUUUUUUUUUUAGAAAAGUUACACGUUAGUUUAUUUGGACAAUGAUUCUCUCUAUCUCUUUCUUCAUUAUAUUAAUCUCUUUUUAAAGUCAUGUAAUAGCUUAGACAAUUUCUAUCUCAUAUUUUGAAUCUCUUAUGAUUCUUGUAUGUAAUGAACAAACAACUUUUUUUUUUUUUU
Molecule: messenger RNA, 1457 nt
Organism: Chenopodium quinoa (quinoa)
Lineage: Eukaryota; Viridiplantae; Streptophyta; Magnoliopsida; Caryophyllales; Amaranthaceae
Product: wall-associated receptor kinase-like 22
Exons: 2
Coding region: 140-1180 (346 amino acids)
Biological process (GO): protein phosphorylation; cell surface receptor signaling pathway
Cellular component (GO): plasma membrane
Molecular function (GO): ATP binding; protein serine/threonine kinase activity
Source: RefSeq, a predicted model, not a curated record